Sporothrix brasiliensis 5110 is the source of this 399-nucleotide messenger RNA. RefSeq lists its product as uncharacterized. Lineage: Eukaryota; Fungi; Ascomycota; Sordariomycetes; Ophiostomatales; Ophiostomataceae. The coding region runs from base 1 to 399 and encodes 132 amino acids. The record is from RefSeq and is a predicted model, not a curated record. The transcript has 2 exons.
AUGGUGCUCCUCUCCCAGUACCUGUUGCGCACCCACGGGUCCCAGUCGUUGGAGCCCGUCCAGACGCUGUCCUCAUCCGACUUGGGCAUCUCGUCAGCCUCGUUGAUGGCGACAUUCUUGCGCGUGAUGCUGUCGAGCAAAGCCUUGUUAUCGGCGACAGUCCGGCCCAUAUCAAUGCUGUCGUACGGCGUGUCGUCGGGCUUGGUCGGUGGGCGCCAGCACCUCGGUCCAGGGACAGCUUCAUCGUGCCGAGGCGGGCCCAAUGGCCACACCGCCCACCACCGCAUCUCUAGGGAUCUCGUUGACGCGGCCUGCGAUUGGCAGUUUACCACUCUAUCACAACGCAAGCUUUGCCUGUUUCCGAAGCCCAGAGUUCUAACAAAGAAUUACAUCCCGUAG